Molecule: messenger RNA, 13968 nt
Organism: Branchiostoma belcheri (Belcher's lancelet)
Lineage: Eukaryota; Metazoa; Chordata; Leptocardii; Amphioxiformes; Branchiostomatidae
Product: sushi, von Willebrand factor type A, EGF and pentraxin domain-containing protein 1-like
Exons: 70
Coding region: 109-13920 (4603 amino acids)
Biological process (GO): Notch signaling pathway
Molecular function (GO): Notch binding; calcium ion binding
Source: RefSeq, a predicted model, not a curated record
UUGAGUGGAGGGCAUGCAAGGUAGCACUACUAUGAUCAGCAUGCCAGUCCCAGUUCAGCAGCUCAAUUUUUUUAUCGUCAGAAAUAUGACCGCCUUAUCUUUAUCAGGAUGGCAGUAAUGCUUGUGUUGUGGAUUUUGUUGUUCACACUGAUCCACCUCGUGCAUGGGCAAACAUUGCUGGCCGCGCAAAAUGCUGCAUUAGCACUGACGGCCAGUUUACCGAGGGUGAACGAACAACUGGACAUCGUCUUUGUCUUGGAUCACUCCGGAAGCGUUGGUCAGCAGAACUACGGUAGAGUCGUAACGUUUGUUAAAGCCGUACUCGGCCGCUUCAGCGUUUAUCCUGACGAAACACGGGUGGCGGUCAUAUCGUACGGUUGGUCUGCGACGGUUGACUUUGACAAUCUGCGGUCGUCCUCGAAGGACAACAACAAGUGCGAACUGUUUACGACACAUCUGACCAAACUAACCUACAGAGGAGGGUACACGAACACGAGAGACGGUUUGAGAAAGGCUAGAGAACUUUUUCUCCAGGCCGGUGUUCGUCAAUCAUCGACAAAAGUUGUAUUUACCGUGACGGACGGCUACUGGAAUGUUGGAGGCGAUCCCAUAUGCGAAGUACGAAGCCUGCAGCACAUGGGUGUGUUGAUGUUCGCUUUCGGCAUUGGUAGCUGGGGCAUCGACAGCUACAAACUCAGAGGACUGGGAAAUAAAGACAGCGGUGGAAACAAGUACGUGUACCUGGUCCUCGACUUCCGCGCUCUAUCUGAAGUAGCAAGGAGGCUGAGAGGAGACUUCAACACAAAUCUCUACUUGCCGGCACCGCUCAGUAAAUGUGUGGGAUGUCACUCCUCAUCACACGUUUGCCUGUGUGGAACGUACAGUGGACAGUACACCUGUGGCUGUAAUCCUGGCUAUUUCUGCAGUAACUGGGCAGUCAUCAAAUGCCCUCGCAACACCUACAAGGACCAUGUCUCCCCUGGACCUUGUACUCCGUGUCCUCUCAAUUCUGGCACACUGAAGACCGGGUCCACCUCCAGAUCAGAUUGUUUCUGUAAUACUGGAUAUUACCAAGUUGGGACACCUAUUGAGUAUUGCAACAAGGUGACCUGCAAGCCGCCGAUGUAUGACCCAACUGCCGUGCGCGUAGCAAGUGGUUGUGCGACACCUAGCGAAUACAACAGUCAAUGCAGCUUGACUUGCAAGACAGGAUACAACAAGAAAGGCGGAAGUGCCCUAUUGACUUGCAAAAGCAGCGGCAGUUGGGACCAGCCAGUGCUGACAUGCGAGAAAACAGAGUGUCCCCGACUUGCUGCACCGCCAUUCGGUAGUAUUGUGGGUUCCUGUAGCAAGCUGUUUGGAGACGUGUGCACUUUCCAGUGCAGCGACGGCUAUAGGAUGUCCGGGUCCAGCGCCACAACUUGCACGUCUGCCGGAAGGUGGUCACACGCCACUCCAACUUGCAAGAAGCUCUUUUGCUCUGCUAAUGAGAUCUGGUCGCCUCCUAAUGGAGUUCGUCAAGGCUGUGACGAUCCUCACGUGGCCGUCGGGUUCUCGUGUUCUACAACGUGUAACACCGGCUACAAACCAGUGGGAACAAUCACCUUCACCUGCCUGGCCAACAACGGCGUGGCAAAGUGGGAUGCACACCCUAAAGCGUGCGAUGUGGAUAUGUGCACGCCAUUGACUGACCCGCAGUACGGUAAAGUUGGACCUGCUUUGUGCAAAACAUCGCCUGAGUACAACACCAUCUGUACAUACACGUGUGGCAAUGACUUCUCUCUACAAGGGCCUUCAUCGGUGACAUGUCUGCCCGGAGGGACGUGGUCUUCUCCAGACCCUGUUAUCUGCAAAGACGAGUUGAAGCCAGUGAUUGAGUGUCCUGACGACACCACUGUAACAGCCGCGGCUCAAAAGACUUCUGCAAAAAUCUCUUGGACCGUCCCGACUGCCACGGAUAACUCGGGGGUUCCUCCUGGUGUCACGGCAAAGAUACAAUCUUCCGGAAGAUCUGCCAGGGAGUUGAAACAACAUCCUCCGUUGUGGCUAGAAGAAGGACAACAUUUCGUCACCUACACUGCAGAGGACAUGGGCGGCAACAGCGCCACAUGUGAUUUCUCCAUAAAUGUCAUAGUUACGAGGUGUAGAAGACUGGGGAGCCCAACCAAUGGAGCAACAAUACCAGCUACAUGUGCCGAGCUUCGUGGAUCAAAAUGCCAAUUCACGUGUGACCAAGGCUAUGAUCUGAUCGGUGCAGACGAGGUUACGUGUCAGGAUGACAGCACAUGGUCCCACCCUCCACCAACAUGUCAAGUUGUAAGAUGCCCCUCAUUAAAUCCUCCUGCCCACUCAACAAUGUCGGGAUGUGUCAGCCCGACUUCUGAACCGUACGGAAAAGUCUGCUUCUUCAGAUGUAUAGCAGGAUACUCCCGGAAGUCUGGAGCUACAUCUCGGCAGUGCAUGAACGACGCUACGUGGUCGGGAAGUGAACUACAAUGUGAAGUAACUAAGUGUCUCGGUUUGCCUGAACCAUUGCACGGCACCGUUACCCCUACAUCCUGUUCCUUACCAUCGGAGUACGGCACCGUCUGUUCUUUUUCGUGCCAGAGUGGGUUUGAGGUUGUCGGCCCUUCUGUGAAGACCUGCCUGUACACAGGCAUUUGGUCCAACCAGGCAAUCUCCACCAUUUGCCAAGAUACACAAGUACCCCAGUUCCAUGGAUGCCCUCCAGACCAAUAUUCUAGCGCAGGACCUGGAAACGUGGAUGUUGAAGUAACGUGGAGAGAGCCGACUGCAAUGGACAAUUCAGGAACACCCCCUACUGUAUCUCUUGUGGAAGGAAAAGCAUCAGGAUCACGGUUUCCUGAAGGUACACAUAACAUCAGGUACACAGCAGCAGACGCAACGGGCCUGGCAACGGAUUGUUCGUUCAGGAUCGAUGUGAACGUUGCUUACUGCUCCAAUAUGGCCUCUCUGGCACGGGGUAAAACCAUCUGUAACCAUAGCGACAGACGGUAUGGAACAACCUGCCAGUUUUCCUGCAACCCUGGCUAUAAACUUGUUGGUGCCAGCACGACCGUUUGCACUAAAAUGACGGGAAACAAUGCGCAAUGGUCAUCCCCUACCCGAACAUGCGAAGUUGUGACCUGCAGCGCACUGCCAGGACCAGUCAAUGGCCGGAAAUUUGGCUGCAACAAGGCCGAGGAAGACUUCGGAGCGGUGUGUAGCUUUUACUGUAAUGAAGGGUACAGCCCAAAAUCUCCCCAUCAGCGAAUCUGUUUGGAGAAUGGAACCUGGUCCGGGACGCCAUUAGCUUGUGAAAUUGAUGCUUGCCCACCUCUGAUGUCACCCAAACACGGAAAGUGGACGCCUGGGAAAUGUUCAAUCAACCCACUUUAUGGCCAGCAGUGCUUCGCGACCUGCGAUGCCGGGUACAGUUUGAUUGCUGGGACUCGAUGGAACAAGUGUCUCGAUGGUGGCCAUUGGCAAUAUGAUAGUCUCAUUGACUGUAAAGAUGUGCAUAAGCCAGUGUUCUAUGACUGCCCAGCUGACUUUCACGUUACUGCAGACGGCGGAUCUACAACUGUGAACGUAACCUGGAUAUCUCCAACAGCAACAGAUAAUACAGACUUGCAGGCUCCACGAUUUUCCACAUGUCCAUCGGACCUAGUUUUGUAUGCUGACAAGGGAGAGGCAUUCACAGUUGUCACAUGGACAGAACCGACAGCAAACGAGAAUGUCACGCGAAUGCAAGGUCCACCUCCAGGAAGUAUAUUUGCUGAAGGCACGCACACAGUCAUGUACGUCGCAACGAAUUCGGUGGGUUUGAUCGCCACUUGCAGCUUCAGGGUUACCGUACAAGUUCUGUAUUGCUCAAUGAUAAGCUCACCAAGACGAGGAAGCAUGGCUUGUGACCAUAACGAUGAUAGAUACGGUACGGUGUGUCGAUUUUCCUGUGAGGAGGGCAAUGAACUGGUUGGAACAGCCUCGAUAGAAUGUACGAAGGACGCUAGCAACUCCACACGCUGGACAUCAUCACCACCAACUUGUGCGGUUGUGACAUGUAGGUCAUUAGAUUCACCAGCCAAUGGCACGAAGACAGGAUGUAGUAACACCGAGGAGGAGAUCUAUGGUACGGUCUGCAAUUUUCAUUGUAACGAAGGGUACAGUCCCAAAACCGUUCAACACCGCAGUUGUCAGCAAGACGGGACUUGGUCUGGCACAGAUUUACACUGUGAAAUUGAUACCUGUUCACCUCUGACUGAUCCUCCGCAAGGACACGUGUCUCCUACGGCCUGCACUACUACCUCCUCUGUUUUCAACGAAGACUGUGUCUAUGUGUGUAAUGAGGGCUACUCUUUCGAGGGAAGUUCUCACAGCGUCAAAUGUCUUGACGGUGGUCGAUGGUCGGUUAAUAAAACUGCUAAAUGUACAGCUGUAACUUGCCCAGCCUUGCCACACCCUGUCAAUGGCAUCAAGUCUGGAUGCGAUAAUACGAUUGAGUCCUACAAUACGUCCUGUGGCCUCCAGUGUAACAUGGGGUACAGCCCAAAGAAAGUUCAACUCCGGACAUGUCAGCAGGACGGAACGUGGUCUGGGGAUUCACUGCACUGUACAAUCGAUACAUGUCCGCCAUUAAGAACUCCGCCGAAUGGACAUCUAGCACCUGCUGCCUGUGCCGUAUCGCCAGUGUUUGGUCAAGAGUGCACAUACUCUUGUGACGUAGGCUAUACGCUCACCGGAAAAGAUCAAAGUAUGACAUGUUUGGAUGGUGGUCGAUGGCAGUACGACGAACCUACAUGCAAAUUGGUGACGUGCUCCGGCCUGGCAACACCACAACGUGGGACCAUCAGCCCACAGUCUUGCAAGUCAACUGCGGACUAUAAUACAGUGUGCUCCUUCAACUGUGACAGCGGCUAUCAAGUCAGCGGCCCCUCUCAGAAGACCUGCAGGCAUACUGGCCUUUGGACUGACGAAGGCACCUCAACAACAUGCAUAGAUGCCACGGGGCCAGAAUUCACAAGCUGCCCAACUAGCCAGAUACUAGAUGCGGCCUCAGGCAAAAUAAAUGCUAUAGCUACGUGGACUUUGCCAACAGCCACUGACAACUCUGGAACUGCACCAACAGUAGUCCGUGUGGAGGGACCGCCCCCAGGGAGCUCAUUUGAUGAUGGAACUCAUACAAUCAGGUACACUGCCACUGAUGGAGCGGCACACAGUACCGACUGCCUGUUUACAAUACGAGUGAAAGUGCUGUACUGCACCUCCUUGGUGUCUGCAACGAGUGGGUCGAUGACUUGUGACUAUGGUGACAGACGUUUUGGAACAACAUGUACAUUCACUUGUAACUCCGGAUACCGCAUGGUAGGGUCAAGCACUACCGCAUGCAGCAAAGAUGUCAGCGGUGGUUCACACUGGACAUCAUCCGUGCCAAUUUGUCAAGUUGACAACUGUCCAUCAUUAAGCAAUCCAACCCAUGGACAAGUGUCUCCGUCGUCAUGCACAGCGAGUCCUUCUGUCAAUCAAGAAUGUACGUUCGUAUGCAACACUGGGUACACCUUGUUCGGGACAGGUGUCAACAGGUGUUUGUCCGGUGGCACCUGGCAAAAGGCCCAUACAACAACGUGUGAAGAUGUAGACAAACCGGUUUUCCACAACUGCCCUGGCGACAUCCAGGCAACUGCAGGCGCGGGUUCAUCGGUGGCCCAUGUUACCUGGACCAUUCCAACUGCGACGGAUUCCACAGGUACGUCUGUCCAUGUCACUGCGUCAGGAGUGCGUUCAACGUUCGGGGAAGGUUCACAUGCCAUCAGCUACACUGCAACAGACAAUGCCGGAAAUGUUGCAAGGUGCCAGUUUGCUGUCAUCGUCACAGUAUAUCGAUGUGCAACUCUAUCAUCGCCCACCAAUGGUCAAAUCCAAGGCUCCUGCAGUAACCUGCGCGGGAGCAGCUGUACUCUGGGCUGUCGUCCGGGAUACUUAACCUCCGGAUCCACAACUAGAACAUGUGUCUUCAAUGCUUACUUGUCUACCACCUACUGGGACGGCACUACAACUAUCUGUCAAAAACCUGCACCAGGGUGUCCAACCGUCUACAUCUCCGGGUCAACCACUGUCCAAACUAGCCUCAUGACGUCCUACACGAGGACGGCAAAUACGAAUGCUGAACGCGCAGUUUACUCAAGUGACAGCACCAACGAUUACCUCUACUUUUACGAAGAUAACGCUCGAGAUAUUCGGCGAUGGUGCAUCGGUCCUACCAUUGGGCAGGAAAGGGGUUCGGCUUACGUUACAGCUGUCCACUUUAAUCCAGAGGAUAUCGAUGGAACCUGGAUAAUGUGGGGGCAGCUGUCUUGGCAACCUUUUUCACAAGUUCGAUGCAGCUGCUAUGACCGCUCCCCGGGCUGCUCUACCAUCCGUAUUGCUGGCUCCACAACGGUCCAGACCGACCGAAUGACGUCAUAUACGAUGACGGGUCAGACACUUACCGGGCGCCCUGUCUACGCCAGCGACAGCACCGACGAUUUUCUGUACUUCUACGAAGACUUCAAUGAAUGGGUGGUUGGCCCAACACUCGGUGACGCCUCUCGUGGUGUUAACACUGAAGAUCGCCAUCUAACACCCGAGGAAAUCCUCGAACCAUGGAACCUGUGGACAGGAACUCAAUGGCAGGUCUUCCCCACUGUUGGUGCAUCCUGUUACACUCGUGUUCCUGGGUGUAGUACUAUCCGUGUUGCUGGAUCCAUGUCAUCUCAAACCGGGCGAAUGACUACCUACACAAAGGCUGGCUACACACACGAAGGACGUCCGGUAUACGCCAGUGACACCACAAAUGACUUUCUUUUCUUCUACCGAGAUGUGUUGAACUCGUAUUAUCAGUGGCUCAUAGGACCGACGGUUGGCCGUAUUAUUGCUGGCUUGUAUGUAAAUGACCGUCAUCUCACCGCAGAGGAAAUCUUGGCUACCUGGUAUAUUUUUGAUGGCUCGCAGUGGCAACAAGCUCCUGAGGUCAAGAUCUCAUGUUAUUCUGCUGGCAUAGUAUUCAUCGGGAAACGUUCACUCCACCAGCCGACGUCCCGGAUUCAAGAUCGCUACCCGUUCAUUGCAACAAACAACGAUCGCAGACUACGUGGUCAAUCAGCCGAUGCUGAUCUACCUAGUAGUCCUAGUAAGCACGACGACCAUGCAUUAAGUGUUUUACGAAACGAAGACACUCGAAAUGAACUCACGACUGAAUUCCAGCCAAAAGUCGCCGGUGCAGACUGGCUCAACGUUGGAUCACACUCUAUCCACCGCAGAGACAUCGAGAUUACGUGUCUAGAUGGGAUGGUAUGGCACCACAAAACAAAAACAUGCGGAAUACCUCCUACUAUUGAAGUAACUGGACUGCAAGACAGCUAUGACGAAGGUUCACAUCUGGUAAGGUACACUGCCACAGACCAGUCUGGAAACAAAGCAAAAUGUGAAUUCAACAUUCAUGUCACAGUGCAUCGCUGCAAGAGACUUCCACCCCCAGCGUUUGGCCGUUUCACCAGCACCUGUGACAACUCACAAGACAGCAGCUGCACUGUGGAAUGUCUCCCAGGGUACGAACUCACCGGAUCAUCAGUAAGAACUUGCGUAGUUCAAGACAACGGAACAAUCAGCUAUUGGGACGGUACUGAAACCAGAUGCAAAGAGAGAAGGUGUGACCCACUCUCAGUCCCUGAGCACAGUCGGAUCGUCCCAUCGUCGUGUACUGUCCAGCCAAAAGCCGGUACAGAUUGUCAUUACGGGUGCGAGGAUCACUUUCAACUGGUGGGAGGACACGUCACAGUGAGGUGUAACCAAUCGGGUCAUUGGGAACAGACCACCAGUGGUGUAACACCCAUAUGUACAGAUAUCAAGCCUCCAACGUUGUCUGACUGCCCAGGGGAGAUAACUGUUAAACCCGAUCCGGGAGAGAGGUUCGCUGAUGUAAACUGGGAUGUACCCAUAGCUACUGACAACAAUGGCGUGCCGAGUGUCCUGGUUUCACCAGCCAACUACACACCUCCAGAAAACCUUCCAAUCGGAACUUACAACAUUGAAUACAUCGCUGAAGACUCUGCCGGGCUGACGGCUUCAUGCUCGUUUACCAUACACGUCCGAGACGAAGAGCAACCGAUGAUAACAUGCCCUUCAGAUAUCGAGCAGAGAGUUGGAAGUCAUGAGUUACCUAUUACAAUUUCCUGGGAAGACCCGGAAACAUCGGACAAUUCCGGAGUCCCGCCAACAGUGGAACUUGUGCGUGGAUAUAAGCCCGGAAAGGCAUUUAACCCAGGACAGUGGGAGGUCGCAUAUAGAGCAACAGAUGAUGCCGGAAAUUAUCAGGAAUGUACAUUCAAAGUCUCUGUAAAGGCCUUGGAAUGUAGCCCAUUAAACGAGCCGACUAACGGUGCGCUGACCUGUGGAAACUGGAGUCAAAUCAACGUCUGUAGUCCUCACUGUGAAGAAGGAGCGGUCUUCCCAAACGAUUCUGAGUACCCAAUGUACUAUUGCUUGGACGGGGCAUGGCGCGAAGAACUGCUGCCGCCACCUCUACAGACGAAACCUCCUGUAAUACGUGUCCCGGAUUGUACAAAGCCGUCUCCACCGUCGGCUGUAACAUCCACCACGAAAAUGAAGUUCAUCUACGACGGUGACUGCAAAGACGGCGACGUACAGCUAGAAAUCAAGGAAGCCUUCCUGGUUGCCAUCAAGGCUUCCCCUGUAUGUCAACUCGUGCAGUGUGAGAAGGAAAACAUUUUCGUAAGAUGCGGAACACAUAGGAAACGCUCCCUGCGUCAGAUGUCAAGUAGGAAAAUAAGGCAGUCGUCCGAGGAAGUGACGAUAGCGUUCACAAUUUCAAGCACGGCUGGUAACUACACUAACAACCAAACACAGUCGAGUGACGAUGUGCUUUUCAGCGUGGAAAAUGCAGUCGAAUUGCUCCAGAACGCAACAGAGACAGGGCAGAUGGACAUUGAAAUGGACGGCGUCAAGAUUGAAGCUAUUCAGAAUUAUUUCCAAGUCAGUGAAACACAAAUGUCCUGUCCAUCAGGAAUGGUCUGGACUGAUACAAGGGGAGCGUGCGUCGGAUGUCCUGCAGGAUUCUACUUAAACGAGGUUAACAAGACAUGCACAGAAUGUCCACUUGGAUCAUACCAAGAGCAGAUCAACCAACUAUCCUGUGUUAAAUGUCCAAGAGGAACGUGGACAGAGUCUGCAGCUACGAGAAAUAUAUCUUACUGUAAAGAACUCUGUCAACCCGGAACCUUCUCAUCAACAACCAUGGCGCCAUGUGAGAACUGCCCUAUUGGAACCUAUCAAACCGAAGUCGGCUCCUCUUCCUGCACCAAUUGUCAGCCACAACAGACAACCAACAUAACAGGCUCCACAUCCAGUAACUUCUGCUUUGAGCGAUGCUCCCCUGGCUCUUUUUCCGUUAACGGACUUGCACCAUGUACACCAUGCCCAAGAGGACAAUACCAACCUGAAAGUCAAAGAACAUCGUGCCUUAAGUGUCCGAUGGGGUAUUCAACGACAUCCAAUGGCUCCAAGAGCAGCAAGGAAUGUUUCAAUGUUGACGAGUGCUCAUCCUUCCCAUGUGCUAACAAUGGCACUUGCCUGGACAGAAUAAACGGCUACAUAUGCCAGUGUCCUGCAGGAUUCGGUGGUGACCUCUGUGAAGAAACCAUCAACGAAUGUUCUUCGAACCCUUGCCUCAACGGACUUUGUUUAGACGGCAUCUCUGGCUACACCUGCAGCUGUACAGCUGGGUUUACUGGCCAUGAUUGCUCAACGAAUAUCGAUGAUUGUGAGUCCAACGACUGUUCAAACGGAGCAACCUGUGUGGAUGGCAUCAACGAAUACAGAUGCAGUUGCUUAAGUGGCUACACUGGCACCUUCUGCGACGUGGAUAUAGACGAAUGUGCGUCUAACCCAUGUCUUCAUGGAGGCACGUGUACUGACAGCGUCAAUGGCUACGUCUGCCGCUGCCGGUAUGGCUACACAGGGACACUGUGCGAGGUUAACAUUGAUGACUGUGACCUCUCGCCCUGCGUCAACAAUGGAACAUGCAUUGAUGGCGUCGGCAACUACACAUGCGUCUGUACCAGUGGAUUUACCGGAGAAAACUGCGAAAACAACACCAACGAAUGCUCUUCGUCACCAUGCACUAACAACGGCACAUGCGUUGACUUGGCUCCCGGUUUUGUAUGUGAUUGUGCCCCGGGCUAUGCAGGUAACAGGUGCGAGGAACAAAGCAACGAGUGCGAGUCCUCUCCGUGUCAGAACAUUGGUACCUGUGAAGCUCUGUUUGGCUCCUACACAUGCCACUGUAGUGUUGGAUACACGGGAGUGAACUGCGAAACAGUAAUUGACUUUUGUGCAAGUUUCCCUUGUUCCAAUGGCGGGAACUGCUCAAACGUACAGACGGAUUUCAGUUGUGAGUGCCCGCCUGGUUACGACGGGUUAACGUGCGAAACAGAGAGAGAUGAAUGUGAUUCUUUGCCUUGCAAAAACGGAGGCACUUGUUUAGACGUGGUAAACGGGUACACAUGCCAAUGCCAGAAGGACUACACAGGCACAAACUGCGAGUCUACUCCCAGUCCAUGUGCGUCUGGGCCAUGCCAUAACGGAGCCAACUGCACCGACAUGUACCCAGACUACCUCUGCAGCUGCUCUGCUGGUUUCACCGGCUCAACCUGUAACAUCAAUGUCCCGGAGUGCUCUUCUAACCCGUGUCAGAAUGGAGGGUUGUGUACCGAUGGAAUUGAUUCAUUUUCAUGUCGCUGCUUAUCUGGAUUUGAAGGAGAAGUCUGUCAAAUACAAAAGAACGAGUGCGAAGACCCCAUGUGUGAAAAUGGCGGGACGUGUAUCGACACGUACGGAGCAUUUGAAUGUGACUGCCCACCUGGCUUUAACGGGUCUCGCUGUGAGAACAACAUUGAUUAUUGCGUGGAUCACAACUGCAACAACGGUGCCGAGUGCGUGGAUGGAGUAGCGUCUUACAGCUGCAGCUGUCAAGUCGGUUACGAAGGCGAAUGGUGUUCGGAGGAGACAGACGAAUGCUCAUCAAAUCCGUGCGUUGCUGCCCUAUUUUGUCAGGAUCUCCACAACGCCUACCAUUGUGAAUGCGAGACUGGAUUCAUCGGGGUGAAUUGUGAGAUCAACGCGGACGACUGUGAGAACGUCACCUGUUUUCACGGUGGGGAAUGUGUGGACGGAGUUGCGUGGUUCACAUGCAACUGUCCGGACGGAAUCACAGGGGACCUGUGCCAAACAGACGAAGAUGAAUGUUUGUCAGGUCCGUGUCAAUCGUCUGGUACGUGUGUCGAUGGAAUGAACAGUAACACCUGUCUGUGCUCUACUGGCUACACCGGCACCAACUGCGAGCUUGACGUUGAUGAAUGCAUCACUUCACCGUGUGAAAAUGGAGCCGUCUGUACAAAUUAUGUUGGAAAUUACAGUUGUACCUGUUUGGAGGGCUACACAGGUCAGCACUGCAAUAUCAAUGUAGAUGACUGCCCAAUGACGACCUGCUACAACAAUGGCACCUGUGUGGAUAAGUUAAACGGCACUCUUUGCCUUUGUGUAACGGGAUUUACAGGGGAAUUCUGCCAGGUUGAUAUUGAUGACUGCCUACCUGAUACUUGCAAUAACGGGGGAACUUGCGUUGAUGGUGUCAACAAUGUAACCUGUCAGUGUGCUCCGGGAUACGAAGGAGAUUACUGUGAAUUGGAUAUAAACGAAUGUUCCAGUCUUCCCUGUCAGCACGGCGGCAACUGUACCGACCGUAUCAAUGACUACACGUGUUCCUGCCACGCUGACUUCACUGGAAAAGAUUGUAACAUCAGCGUCACCGGCUGCUCUCAGGAUUUGUGCAAAAACGCAGCAACCUGUAAAGAAAUUGUUGGAGGUUUCUUGUGUAUCUGCAAGCCUUCAUUCACAGGAACCUUGUGUGAAACAGAAUUGUCAUCCGAGUUCGACAUUUUUCUGAACGGUGGGGACGACAGCUAUGCAAGUACCGACUACAACAUUCCGGACAUGGACGCAUUUACACUGGCCUUUUGGAUGCAGACUACAGACCGUACUAACUACGGAACACCAUUCUCCUAUGCUACGAAUGGUGACAACGCAGGGAGCGACAACGCCCUGACCAUAUCCGACUACACGGGCUUCACGCUGUUAGUAAACGGCGAGGCUGCCUACACGGGUAUCGCCAUUAAUGAUGACAACUGGCACCACAUCACAAUAACAUGGGAGAGUGUACUUGGCCAGUGGACGGCUUUCUAUGAUGGAGUAAAAGUCCAAAGUGAAGAAGGGCUUCAAGCAGGUGCCAUUAUACCUGGAGGAGGUUUGGCCAUUGUAGGACAAGAACAGGACUUUUUCGGUGGUGGAUUUAGCCCUGACGAGGCCUUUAAAGGUCACCUACAUGGACUGAACUGGUGGAGUAGAGCCUUGUCUGACAGUGAAAUUUCGGAGCUAGGAGCUAGCUGUAACCACACCGCCCGGGGUGACAUCCACACUUGGGCUGAUUUCGUGCCCAACAGCGAAGGAAAUGUAAAGGUGUCAAAUGUGUCCCUAUGCGAUGACACAAAAAAGUGCGCAUCCUCACCUUGUAUCAACAACGCGACGUGCACAAGCUUCCGUGCUGGUUAUGAGUGUGCAUGUUCUCUAGGAUUCGGGGGAAAGAACUGCGAGAUCGACGUUGACGAUUGUUUUGACGUCAUUUGUCAACAUGGUGGAACUUGCGUCGACAAGGUCGAUGGAUACGAAUGCACCUGUGCGAUUGGAUUUCACGGAAGGAACUGUGAGCUAGAAGUAAGCACCUGCAGCCCAAACCCGUGUCAAUAUGAUGGAGAGUGUACCGAGAAGGAAUUUGGCACUUACAACUGCUCUUGCAGGCCGGGCUACUUAGGCACCGACUGUGACGUUGAACUCAACGAAUGUGCGUCCGAUCCUUGCUUCAACGAUGCUACCUGCGUCGAUCUGGUUGACAAUUACUACUGUGAUUGUCCUUACGGCUUCUUCGGGAAAGACUGCAACGGAGAAAUAGACUACUGCGACCCAAAUCUCUGUCAACAUGGCGGAACAUGCAUACCCAUACAGAACGAUUACAGAUGUUCGUGUUCGGUGGGCUACAUGGGCUACAACUGCGAGAUCGACAUCGAUGAAUGCGAGGGAGUAACGUGCAUGAACAGCGGCACGUGCGUGGACGGUGUCGCGUCCUACAACUGCGCUUGUGCUCGAGGCUUUACCGGCUCUCACUGCGAGACAAACAUCGACGAAUGUGAAGCUAUAGUCUGUCUCAAUGGCGGCACCUGCGUAGAUGGCAUUGGCUCAUUCACUUGUGAUUGUCCCGCAAGUUUUACGGGUACAAUGUGUGACCUGUUUGAGAUACACGUUGGCACUGAGGGACCGAAUCAACAAAGUGAUGACAUCGUCGGUUCUUCGGAGAAAUCUGUAACAGACAUCGUCACUGUUGCAUCAUCAAUACCAAGUGAUGUCAGCAACGCUUUCGCCAGUCCUCCAUGGUAUAUUGCAGGGAUUUCAAUCGGCGCCAUUGUACUUCUGACAGCUGUUAGUACACUCGUCUGGAAAAAAUGCAGGGGAAUAAAAGUAAAGAGGACCAAUGAGAGCAGCGCACACAGGUAUAUGUUGUCACGACGUUCGGCAGUCAGUCCAACCACAGAUGACUUCACAACUAUGAACAAAAUGCACCAUGCUGAGAAAACCAACAUUCUGUUCAACCCCUUCGUCAAAGGAAAAGGAGGGAGUGUGUUACCUGAAGACUUCAAAACCGAGGAAGUCUCAGAGAAAAGGCACCGCGCGGAGAAAGUCAACCCUUUGCUCAAUCCUUUCGUUGUACGCAAAGGACUAAACCCGCUGGCUGCGUGGGACACAUCAGAUGUGUAGUGCCCUUGGGUAAGAGGGAAGUGUGACCUGCCCUCUUGCUGCUGCAUU